Messenger RNA from Bactrocera oleae (olive fruit fly), 1568 nucleotides. RefSeq names its product eukaryotic initiation factor 4A-III. Gene Ontology annotation, molecular function: RNA helicase activity; mRNA binding; ATP binding. NCBI's taxonomy places the organism in Eukaryota, Metazoa, Arthropoda, Insecta, Diptera, Tephritidae. Gene Ontology annotation, cellular component: catalytic step 2 spliceosome; nucleolus. The record is from RefSeq and is a predicted model, not a curated record.
AACAGAGAACGAGAUGUCAGAAAGAAGAAAAACGUCAAAAACCAAGCAUCGUCCGCAUUUUUUACAUUUUGAUCUGAGAGAAAAUAUUCGCAUUUAGUAAAUAUUUUAUAUUCUGACUCCGUUUAUAAAGAAAAUAUUAUUACAACAUGGAUAAGAUAACACGGAAAAACGUACCAGCAGAAGAUUUAUCAAAUGUGGAGUUUGAGACCAGCGAAGAUGUAGAGGUAGUGCCAACUUUCAAUGCUAUGAACCUCAAGGAGGAGUUGUUGCGUGGUAUUUAUGCUUACGGAUUUGAAAAGCCUUCUGCCAUACAACAACGUAGUAUAAAGCCCAUUGUAAAAGGUCGCGACGUCAUAGCACAAGCUCAAUCUGGUACCGGAAAAACUGCAACAUUCUCAAUCUCAAUUCUACAAAGUUUGGACACUACAUUACGUGAAACACAAGUGCUGUGUUUAUCACCAACUCGCGAGUUAGCGGUUCAAAUACAAAAGGUCAUACUUGCUUUGGGUGAUUUUAUGAAUGUACAGUGCCAUGUAUGCAUUGGUGGUACUAACUUAGGUGAAGAUAUACGCAAACUAGAUUACGGUCAACAUAUUGUGAGUGGAACACCUGGACGAGUGUUUGAUAUGAUUAAGCGACGAGUCUUAAGGACCAGAGCAAUUAAAAUGCUGGUUCUCGAUGAAGCGGAUGAAAUGUUGAACAAAGGUUUCAAAGAACAAAUUUAUGAUGUUUAUCGUUAUCUACCACCAGCAACACAAGUUGUGCUCAUAUCCGCUACAUUACCGCACGAAAUACUCGAAAUGACCUCGAAAUUCAUGACAGAUCCAAUCCGUAUCCUUGUUAAACGCGAUGAAUUGACUCUGGAAGGCAUUAAACAGUUUUUCGUUGCCGUCGAACGGGAGGAAUGGAAGUUCGAUACACUUUGCGAUCUCUAUGAUACAUUAACAAUCACACAAGCCGUAAUUUUCUGCAAUACAAAGCGUAAGGUUGACUGGCUAACAGAAAAAAUGCGUGAAGCAAAUUUUACUGUAAGCUCGAUGCAUGGUGAUAUGCCCCAGAAGGAACGUGAUGAAAUCAUGAAAGAGUUUCGCGCUGGCCAAUCACGUGUACUGAUCACAACGGAUGUGUGGGCGCGUGGCAUUGAUGUACAACAAGUUUCAUUGGUUAUUAAUUAUGAUCUACCAAAUAAUCGUGAAUUGUACAUACAUCGAAUUGGACGUUCCGGUCGUUUUGGACGGAAGGGUGUUGCAAUUAAUUUCGUGAAAUCCGACGAUAUACGUAUUUUACGUGAUAUUGAACAAUAUUAUUCCACACAAAUUGAUGAAAUGCCUAUGAAUGUGGCUGAUUUAAUUUAAUUGAAAAAUUCUAGAUUUAAUUCUCCAAAUGAUUUGUGAAAGUCAGACAAAGAAAGAAGUUGCACUAAAACCUUAGUAAUUAAGUAUUUAGUUGAGAACAAAUAAACUCUUGGAAAUAAAUUAAUUUAACUUUUAAAUAAAUAUAUAACUUACAUAUUCAACUAUAUGCAGUUAACAAAGAUUUGAAUAAAGUAAAUUCAAAACAAAAAUCUA